AUGGUUCAUCACGCCAAAGUGCAAAAGGAUAUAUUCGGUGCGACGAUACUCCCGCAGAAUUUAAGUUUCGAAAAUGCAAAGAAGUUGAGCGAAAAUCAAAUAAAAUUACAGGACAUACCGUUGAUAGAUGAAGAUGCGGCCGCGGAGUGUUUGGCCGCGGAAAAAAUAAAAGCUCAAACGAAAAGGAUACCGAGAUUGUUUACGAAAAGAGAAGAGAACGUUCUCGAAGGUGCGGAUAACGUACAGGUGGGUGCGAGUCAAGCGGAAUCAUAUUGGUCGGCGGAUCCAUUCGAAAACAUACCCGGUCCGAAAUUAUUUUUUAAAUUUCGGGGUACCACGUUAAAACAAGUGACGCAACAGAUAAUCGUGUCUACAAUAUACCGAAUAAUAACGAAAAACGAAUGGGAAACCGUUAGAAAUUCAAUAACGGAAAUCCCUGUGGAAAGUAAGGAAAAAUAUUACGAUUAUUUCGACGAGGCGACGGAAAAAUUAAUAAACAGAAUAAAAAUAAUACGCAACAGUCAAAAUGAAGUACCUGGAAAUUUUUUAAAAGAAUUAAACAAAUGGAGUUUGGAAUGUUUGUGUUCUAUCAUAUUUAACAAAUCCGUUAGUUUUUUUGAAAAUGACGUACACAUCGGUGGAAGUUUGUCAUCGAAAACAUCUCAACUUUUUUAUUCGUUAAACGAAGCUACGACAAAUCUUUACAAAUUAGAAAACGGUUUUCAAUAUUGGAGAUUCAUGAACACGACAUCUUUGUACUCACUCGGAGCCGCAUGUAAAGUUUUGGAGAGUGUCAUUUCAGAAUAUGUGGCACAACUGUCUCCCAACGAUGUUGUUUCAAGAAUACUCGACAUGCUUUUGAUCGGCAUGAACACGAUGAGUUCUGCAUUAGGGUUUUUGUUUUAUCACAUAUCGACAAAUCCUCGAGUCCAAGUUGAAGUUUGGAGCGAGAUAAGGAAAAUUCUACCUGAAAAAUACACCAGGUUGGAAUAUGAACAUUUGAGUUCGUUCAAAUACAUGCAAGCUUGCCUUAAGGAAAGUCUGAGAUUAAAAAUGCCCUUACCCAUUUAUUUAAGAAUAAUUUCUAAAAAUGUAAGUUUGAGUAAUUUUCAAAUCCCGAGAGGAACAAUGAUAUUAAUGACGAAUCAAGUUGAAUGCAUGAAAGAAGAUAAUUUCGAAGAGCCAGAAGAAUUUUUACCAGAACGUUGGCUCGAACAAGGAAUGAAUCAUCCGUUUACAUGUUUUCCUCUUUGCAAUUAUUUCGAUGAUGGCAUGCCGAGAAAGUUGGCAGAGCUUUCAAUAUGGAUUUGUGCUAUAAAUGUUUUCAGACAUUUUACCAUCGAUUACAUGUACGAUGAUAUAAAAGCAACCGUUUCCACUGUUUCAUUUCCAACCAAACCCCUGAAAUUCACUUUUACUGAAAGAUUUAAAUAA
Messenger RNA from Pediculus humanus corporis (human body louse), 1434 nucleotides. RefSeq names its product cytochrome P450, putative. Lineage: Eukaryota; Metazoa; Arthropoda; Insecta; Psocodea; Pediculidae. Gene Ontology annotation, molecular function: heme binding; iron ion binding; oxidoreductase activity, acting on paired donors, with incorporation or reduction of molecular oxygen. The record is from RefSeq and is a predicted model, not a curated record. The transcript is spliced from 3 exons. Bases 1 to 1434 code for a protein of 477 amino acids.